AUGUAUGUGCGUGUGAUCAUCAGAGAAGAUCCCCAAACGGCUUCGGUGUAUAUCGCUGAAUACAUCGUCAGCCGCAUCAAAGCAUUCAACCCCACCGAGAACCAGCCCUUUGUUCUGGGGUUGCCAACAGGUAGCAGUCCCGAGAUAAUUUACAAGAUUCUGGUCCAGCGUCACCGUGCUGGAGAGAUCUCCUUCAAGAAUGUCGUGACCUUCAAUAUGGAUGAAUACGUAGGUCUUCCUCGCGACCACCCCGAGUCCUACCAUAGCUUCAUGUAUAAGCACUUCUUCUCCCACGUCGACAUCCCUCCCCAAAACAUCAACAUCCUCGAUGGAAAUGCGCCAGACCCUGUCGCGGAGUGCGCCUCAUUUGAUGCACGUAUUGCGCGCUACGGUGGCAUCGAGCUUUUCCUCGGCGGUGUUGGACCCGACGGUCAUAUCGCCUUCAACGAGCCUGGCUCCUCCCUGAGCAGCCGCACCCGUGUUAAGACCCUAGCCUAUGACACCAUCUUGGCCAACUCGCGCUUCUUUGACAACGACGUGACAAAGGUGCCACGCAUGGCCAUGACCGUUGGAAUUCAGACCAUCAUGGAUGCGCGGGAGGUGGUCAUUGUCGCCACUGGUGCCCACAAGGCGUUUGCGGUACAAAAGGGUCUGGAGGAUGGCGUGAAUCACAUGUGGACUCUCUCUGCGCUCCAGCUGCACCCCCACCCGCUUAUUGUUUGUGACCGUGACGCCACUUUGGAGCUCAAGGUCAAGACGGUCCGCUACUUUGAGUCCAUUGAACAGGCUGGCACCGAUGCUCGUACCCAGGGUCCUGCGCUGGUCUAUCGCCCUCGCACCUACGUUCCUGCCCCCGUGCCCGUCAAGAAACCCUCCACGCUACCGAGUCGGGAUAUCACUCCGCAAAAGGUGCCUAAGGAUCUGCGCAUCAAUACCGAACUUGGUCGAUCCUUGGAGGAUGAUGAGCUGACCCCGGACAGCAUGUCUUCACGUAUGGUUGACUCGGCUAUUGCCGGACUGGAUGGGACCCUGAAGAAUGACCUGAUUUUUGAUCGAAUGGGAGGCAGAAUGACUGCAAUUUAA
Molecule: messenger RNA, 1083 nt
Organism: Penicillium odoratum
Lineage: Eukaryota; Fungi; Ascomycota; Eurotiomycetes; Eurotiales; Aspergillaceae
Exons: 4
Coding region: 1-1083 (360 amino acids)
Biological process (GO): N-acetylneuraminate catabolic process; N-acetylglucosamine catabolic process; carbohydrate metabolic process
Cellular component (GO): cytoplasm
Molecular function (GO): glucosamine-6-phosphate deaminase activity; identical protein binding
Source: RefSeq, a predicted model, not a curated record